GUACCGUGCAGCAGGCACAAGCCGCUGGGCGCGCAGGAGAAGCCGCAAAAAAUUACAGCAGCCGCUACUUGAAACUGCGAGGAAAGCAGAGGGAGCGUCGGAACUUCGGUGUACACGAGGCCAGAGAUCCAAAAUGGGAGGCAAGCUCAGCAAAAAGAAGAAGGGAUACAACGUAAACGAUGACAAGGCCAAAGACAAGGAUGCCAAAGCGGAGGGGGCCUCUCCUGAGGAGAGCGAAGCACCGAAAGACAACAAAGACGAGGCCCCGGCUGCCGCUGAUGCUAAAGAGGUAGCGAACGACACGGCAGCCAAGGAGGCGCCGGCAGCAGACGCUGCGGCGCCCAAAGAGGAGGAGAAGAAUGCAGCUCCUCCAGCAAAGGAGCCUGAGAAACCUGCCGCCAACGCUGACCCGAAAACAGAGGCGCCCAAGAGCGCAGAGCCCGCCAAGGCUGAGGAGAAACCAGCUGCCCCCGCCGCGGUCAAAGAGUCGGCCCCCGCUGCCAAGGAGCCGGAGGCCAAGGCUGCGGCGGCCGAGAGCAAAGAUGAGGCCGACGCCAAAAAGACUGAGGCCCCCGCGGCACCAGCAGCCAAAGCCGAGGCGGCCCCCGCUGCCUCCCCUGACCCCAAGCCCACAGAGGCGGCAGCGGCAGCUCCCGCACCGGCGAAGGAGGCCGCCGCAGCCCCUAGUUCAACACCAGCCGCCGAACCUCCAGCCAAGGAGGCGAACGCCACAGAGGCACCAAGCAAGGAUCAAACCGUAGCAGUUCAAGAUUAAUGGACAGCUUCUUUUCGGAAAUGAAAAAAUAAAGUACCUAACUCAACGACGAUGAAGAUUAAAAAAAUGAAAAUGAAAAUUAACUAGCCCACCCAUAUUAUGAUAAUAACAAUAAUAAUAAUAAUUGUAAUGAUGAUGAUGAUUUAUUGAAUAAGGAGGACUGGAGCAACCACCUGGAGAAGUUUCCCACAGCUGCAGAUGAUUAUUGCUAUUAUUAUUGUUAUGUUUUAUUCUAUUUUUUUCUGCUGUAGUAUUUGAACUUUGAUACGAGUCUGUGUCGGCCAUACGCCUCGCCAUUCCACAUCCAUCAUCCCUCUCCCUCAUACGGUCAAGAAGUUUAACCUGACUCCCAUCUCGGCCCACAGAAGGCCCGCGUUUGGACUUCUGUCGGCCCGCGUUCAUACAUUCACCUGCACCCUCCGCUCUGUGGAUGUCAGAAAACUAAAUUUAGGGAAAUAGGUCUGAGGGGAGGAGGAGGAGGGCGGGAGGGGAUUUAAGAAAUCACUUUUCCAGCUGGACGUCUAUUGAAUCUGUCCACUCUUCAGCUCUCCUCUGUCCACUCAUCCUCCUCUUCAGAGUGUCGUGUUCUCGGCUUUGGUCUGGUACCUCCAGUUUUUCAGUGCCGUUGAAUUGUGGUUGUGUCCUUUUUUUUUUUUAUUCCAUUCUCUCCCCUUAGCUUUUUAGGUAUUGUUGGGUUGUUUUGCCACCCCUUUUUUCUUCUUGGGGUUAAACACCACUUUUUUUUUUUUCCCAAAAUGGCCCAAACUGUGAAGAACCUUUUUAAAAAGGGAGAUUAAAUUCAUUGCAGGGACUGAGAAUGUUCAGGCUUUCUAAGACAUUUCUGAGGUUGAAAAAGGCUGGCAGAACAAAAUACAUUCUUAGACGCAUAAAAAAGUCAUAGGAAUUUUUCAGAUAAACUUCUAGAUUUUGUACUGAAACCCUUAGGUAUAUUGUAAGUGAACUAAGAGGUUUUUUAACAUUUUUAAUACACUUAUAAAAUCUGCAACGCCUCACUGAAAAAAAAUCUCUGCAGUGUUCUUAACAAGUCUGAUGGAAAUCUCUGAUCCUCCAUCUGAAUCUGAUAAGAUUUUACAGAUUAUACUUUUGUUUUGUUUUGUUUUGUUUUUAAAUGACAUAUCUACUGCCGACCUGGGUUAAAUAGGCAUUACGACCACAUCCUAGAGAUUGUUUGCUUAUUAUGAUAUACCAAGUACGAUUAUACCAAGUUGGUGAUGUUUACUGCGUCGUCAGGAGAGUUCAGAUAGUGACGCUUCAGUCGUGUCUCUCAAAAGAAAACAGACUAAACUGGUGCUCAAGCACUUUCCGGUGAUAGUCUUCAGUUUCUGGCUCAUGUAGCUGGAAAAAAGAACUCAAACUCUUAACUUAGGAAAAGAAAAGCAUUUGACUUAAGUCAAGGAUCAGCAGCAAAAUCUACUCAAGUAGCAAACAUAUUGAUUAAGAGUUGAGAAAGGAAAAAUCACAAAAUAUUGGGGAUAUAAUUGGGGAUACAUUUAUCUAAAAGAAACCCCCAAACUGAGAAGAACUUUUCCUGUUUCUGGAUCAGUUAAAGCAUUAAAUGCGCAUAAAUAGUUGAAAACAAACUGCUUUAACCUCUUUCUCUAAAACAGAUUUUCAUGGCAGCACUCUGCCAGUUUGGUUUUUUCCUCACCUUGAAAUUAGCUUUGUUUUGGUAAAUUUGUGUGCAGCCAUAAUGAUUUUGUCAACAAAAGAUAAACUUAAUACUCGGAGGAAAUGUGACUCAAUAACAGAUUAAUGUUGGUAAAGGUUAAUAAUUUCAUUUAAACACUCUCCAACCAGGUUAAACGAAGGUUUAAAGUGAUUUAAAGCAGGAGCUUCAGUAAAGCAAUCUGUCCCGUGGAGCAAACCUCAACAGUUUGGUAUCUAAGCAGGUGUAAACACCCCAGAAGAGAUCAUUUCCAGGUGUUUUUGCUGUUUGGCCCAGGUCUCUCAGUUAUCAGCAGUCUGGUCCCAUCUAGGCAGCUGAGAGCAGCCGCAGGGCAGGAGGGCGGAUUUUAAUGAAUGAUCAGAUAAUCAGCCAUCAGCAGUCUACUCGAUCAACUUCGGCCCACGUUUCUAUGGCAACACUACGCCAUGCUAUCAUUACGGGAUGGAAAAGCCUUGCACAUGAAAGGGAGCCUCUGAUUUGGUCAUUUUCACCCAUCAUGCAUUUACCUUUUACGUUUCAGAAAUAUAUAUAUUACAUGUAUGUGCAUAUAUGCAGCGGUGGAAGACAAAUACUUACAUCCUUUACUCGAGUGAAAGUAGCAAUAUUACUGUGGAAAAAUACUUUUAAUCAUAAGUAUUCACAUUUUUACUGAAGUAAAGAUGCAGUAAGUAGCAGUAAUAAGAACUUUAAGUAUCCAAGAUAAAACUUUAAGAAAGAAAGAAGGAAAGAAAGAAAGAAACUAGAGGUAAAAACUACAAAGUAUCUGAAGUGAAAGUAGUAAUAGUGAAUAAAAAACACUUUGUAUUUCCAGUUUGGGGGGUUUCCAUGCUUUUAGAUCAGAAGAAAUGAAGGAAAGAAGAAAAGAAAGUAAAGAAAGAAAGAUUGAAAGACAAGACAUAAGUACGUCAUGAUGAAUAUAAAAUCUGAGUGUAUAAAGUAACCACUAUAUAUUUUCCUUUUGGAGAUGUAGUUUACAAAAUAUUGAACCAGUCAAGUGAAGUACCAGCACCUCAAAAUUGUACUUGAGAGUACUCGAGUAAAUGUACUUCCCACCUUUUGCAUAUAUGUAGGAUUAUAUGUAUAUAUUUACUCAUCUCAGCCAUCCAUUCGCCAACUUUUUUCUUUUUAAUCCAACUGACACACAACGUUUUUUUCCUCGCAGCACUUGUCAAACCGUAGCAGAAACAAACACUUCAGGAGCGUUGUGUGUCACUUGUUUCGGGGUUUUUUUUUUUUGGUUUUUUUUGUUUUUGUUUUUUUUUCUUCCUCUCUUGACUCAGUAAAUUGCAUGUCCGUGGUUGGGUGAACCUGUAGUCCUGUCUUUUUGGUCAAGUGGAAAAAAAUAAAAAUAAAAAAAAUUCUCAAGUCUGCAUCCAUGGCAACUACAGUUGAUAUUUUCAUCCCAUGUCUCACCACUCUUCUAUCUCCACACCACACAUUCAUUUAAAAACAAACAAAAAGAUGAUAUGAAAAUUGAUGCAUUCAAAAUUAUAUGUACUUGUAUAAAUGGUGCAACAGUAAUAAAAUGUAAGAAAUUGACUGAAACUUGA
Thunnus maccoyii (southern bluefin tuna) is the source of this 4012-nucleotide messenger RNA. RefSeq names its product brain abundant, membrane attached signal protein 1 (gene basp1). The transcript has 2 exons. Lineage: Eukaryota; Metazoa; Chordata; Actinopteri; Scombriformes; Scombridae. The coding region runs from base 134 to 775 and encodes 213 amino acids. The record is from RefSeq and is a predicted model, not a curated record.